UGUCUGUCUGUCUGUCUGUCUAUCUAUCUGUCUGUCUUUUCUUUCAUCUAUCUAUUUAUCUGUCUGUCUGUCUGUCUAUCUAUCUAUCUAUCUAUCUGUCUGUCUGUCUGUCUUUUCUUUCAUCUGUCUAUCUAUUUAUCCAUCUGAACACACAAAUGGUCCUCUAAAAGCGAACACUUUACUGAAGAGCUCUCUGUUUGAAACUAAGGCUUGUCCAUUUAUUAAGUUGUUUAAUAUGAUUUAUUUUUUUAUUUUUUUUUCGAUAGAAUUUUGAAAAUGUUAUAACUCAAUCGACCCUUUUGACAUCAAUCUUUAUGUUCUUUGCUAAAAUCGACAACAUUCACGACACAGAUAUACUCUGAUCUUAAUGGAUACGUUUGAAAGGGGCUCUAAAUUGGGAUUGGGUAUAUGCUGCACUUUAUCAGCUGAAGUGAGCAUUAAACCACUUGAUCUUUCUGAAAUCAAGCGCGGCAUGGUGCGGAGGAAGCGAUCAUUCGCUCUGAUGCGUGAUGUGCCCUCUGUCCUUUUACACACGCGAGCGCAAUCUGUGAUGAAAGUUUUAAAAUGUCUGAAAUGUUUGAACGGCACAAGGUCUCCGUCGUAUUUAUAGUGUAUUUCGUUAUCAUUUGCUUCAUUUGUGCUCUUUAGUUUUUUUUUAGCAAACCUUUCUCACUUUUUUUCACUCAAUAAUGCUAAUUUUUAAAUAGGCUAUAGCCUAGGUCGUCAUGCAAUCUUAUGUAAACUCUUAAUGCAAAUAUACAAGGAAAAAAAAAAAAAAAAGACAUGUCAGUGUAAUUUAUUCAAAAUAAUUCCUUUUAUCCAUUCAGGACACAAGCUGUUUCAAUUAUUGAGUCUUCCGAGAUGCAUUACAUUUACAUUAGUUCAUUUACCUAACGCAUUUAUUUGUUUUAUAUUUGACAAUAGAGUGCUAGGAUAGGUCAGGCUACUGAGUGGGAGGGAAGAGUUCGCUUCAUGACGCCCGUCUUGACAUCACUCAUACUCGGGUACUGAGGAGAACCGCUGCGCUGAAAUGAAGCCAGAGCGGCUCGCGCGAGCCCACCACUACUUGAAGCUGUCACUGAGGUAAUGCGCGAGGUACGUUGGAGGCAUUCAACUUGGAGCAAGCUGCGCUGAGUGAGAUACUGUGACUAAAACGGGAGCAACACAAGGGGAGAAGGAUAACUGUAUACUUUCAAACAUUACACUACUUUUAAGUGCUUGGACUUACCCGAAAAAUUGUUCGGCGUACCGCUAUUUCUUUGUUAAGCCGACUUUCUCCAUUCAGGAAUGUUACGACGACUCAACAUCUUGUGAGUUUUCAGUGUGUGAAGAACAAAGACAUUAAAUGUUAGCAGGUGGCAUCACUUCUGUGUUGACAGAGCAAAAUGAUGUGCUUAAUUUCUUCUUGAAAACUUGUGAAAACUGUGAGGGGAAAUUGGCACUCGCUGCUGCGCGCUCUAGGGAGAUUUAUAUUUAAAGCCUCGCGCUCUGUGGAAGGUUGCGCAUCUGGAACUGCGGUUGAGAAGAUUAGUCCACCCAAAGUGGCAGCGCAUUGGCAGCCAUGGAAAGCGCCUGCUCUGCCGGUGCGAGUCUGCCAGGCUACAACAUCAAUGGCACCGGAGGCACAUCUACACCAACUUGUAACCAGAGCAUGCUGAAACUCGCUCCAUACUCUCCAGAAGCCACAGCAGCUUUUGCAACAGCCAUCACCUUGAUGAUCGUUUUUACAAUUGUGGGCAAUAUUCUGGUCAUCAUAGCUGUUUUAACUAGCCGCUCGCUUAGAGGACCCCAGAAUCUCUUCUUGGUCUCUCUUGCAGCCGCGGACAUCUUGGUGGCCACCUUGAUCAUCCCAUUUUCGCUGGCCAAUGAACUGAUGGGCUACUGGUAUUUCCGCUCCGUAUGGUGUGAGAUCUACCUGGCGUUGGAUGUGUUAUUCUGCACUUCCUCUAUAGUACACCUGUGUGCCAUAAGUCUAGACCGCUACAUGUCCAUCUCACGUGCCGUUACAUACGGUCCAAAGCGGACGCCCAGACGCAUCAAAUGUGCCAUUUUGGUGGUAUGGCUGAUCUCAGCAGUCAUCUCCUUCCCACCCCUGCUCUCCAUGAACAAGAAUAAAGGUGGGGGAGAUUCAGAUGGGGGACCACAGUGCCAGCUCAAUGAUGAGCGUUGGUACAUCCUGUACUCUACUAUUGGUUCCUUCUUUGCUCCUUGCCUGAUUAUGAUCUUAGUCUACAUGAGGAUCUACCAGAUCGCCAAACAGCGCACACGCUGUCCACCAGGGGAGCCCCGGAAAGAGGUCCCGGCCAACGCCUCCACCUCCAAUGGUGGAGGAGAGGAAACGCCUGCUACCCCGCAGAAAAACCCUACAAUGCCUCGGCCUCCAACUCUCGCUGUGUCCCAAGUGGACCCUGCUCAGCUGUGUAAAAUGCAGCCUGCAGGCACCCCAAUCGACAACAUCCUCCUGCAACCCCCUUUAACAGCCCCGACACCAACCAUCACAUAUUCUCCUCCAUGCCCCUCCCUUUCUCUUUCUCCUUCCAAUUCAUCUGAAGUAGUUCCUAAUAAACCUAAAGAUGGGAAAAAGGAGAAAAAGACCAAUAAACAGGCAGACAACAAUAAUGGAGAAAGCUUGAGCUCGGACUCAGACACAGAGCAAGGUUGUAGGGGGGCAGAGGUGCCUUGCACCCCCAGUGUAAUUCCCAGUGGCAUCCACUCUCCUGCCACAACCCAGAAAUACAGAGACAUGAUUGCCACAGCAAAAGGGGCAAAGCUUGUGACUCGAAAGGCAAAGCAGGAAGGAACGGCCAGUUCUACACGGCGCAAAGCCAUGGUGAACAGAGAAAAACGCUUCACUUUUGUGCUAGCAGUAGUGAUUGGUGUCUUUGUCAUCUGCUGGUUUCCUUUCUUCUUCUCCUACAGCCUACAGGCUGUGUGCCCAGAAACCUGUGCUCUCCCAGAGCCCCUCUUUAAGUUCUUCUUCUGGAUUGGCUACUGCAACAGCUGCCUUAACCCAGUCAUUUACACCAUCUUCAACAAAGACUUCCGUAGAGCCUUCAAAAAGAUCCUUUGCAAGAACACCAAAGGCACAUUCUUCUAAGGUUUCUGAGGUGGAUCGGCUGUUCAAAUAACAAAUAUACAGCUAUUCUGAACAUGGACUAGAGAGAAAGACUAAAAACCGCACAAUAACAGUGCUGUUGCAAUGUAAAUGAAGGGCUUUUUUUUUGCUGCCCAGUUAACCAAGGACACCAUGCUACUCUCAAGUGACUAUUUUUUGGUCCAGCUGACUGUCUCAGGUUUGGGAUUCCUGGACUAAUGCUACUAAAUGUGGCUCAUCCAAAAAUAUUUACAACAGAGGGAGGGAGGGGGAAUGCAUAGACAAAUCAUGGCUGAAAACAAAAGAACUUAUUUAAACUAUAUGGCACACCUGCAAGGACAAGGCACAGUGCAUGGAGCACAAAAAGGUUAUUGUAUUUUGUUAUCUUGCCUUUAUGAGAAAACCAGGCCUUGGGCAUAAUGCAAACAUGGAUCUGUGUAGGGAUUUUAAUCCAAUCAGAAUUAAACUGUUCAGAUUCUCUUAAAUCUUUACUCAGAGCUUUUAAAAGAGAAACUUUCCAUGCUUAUUAAUUUGUCUUAUGUCUAUACACCAUUAUUUCUGAUGAACAAAAAAGAGAGAGCGACAACAAUGCUCUUGUUGAACUCCUUGCCUAAGGCAAUGUGUAUGAAAUGAGCUGAUGCAGGUUUCUCCAAUCAAACUUUAAUGCUUCUAGUUACAGAUCCCCCUAGUGCAGGACCAUAGGGGAGAUUCCCUGCCAUGCCCAUGUCUUCUGCUCCUUUGAUGCGUAGAGGCUCGGUGAAUAUAGAACACCUCUGUCUCUUUCCACCAGAUUAUCUCACAAAUACUUGAACUGAAGAUAAAUCCUUACAGGAACAUGCUUAUCAUGAAAACAUUUGAUAUGUAUUAGGACAAAUGGUCUUUUAUUAAUCUUUCCCCUAAUUCUGACACUUUGCAUUAUCAAAAACGCAUCCUCUAUAUACUUUGAUGACUGUGUCAGAAAAUAGGAACACCUCCUGAUUUCUUGGACUAGUUUUGGAGGUACCCUUUCUGGCUUCUGUUUCAGCACUUUUCUUUGUUAAAACGAAACAACUGAACAACAUUUUUUUUUGUCUCUAAACUGAUCUACUGCACCCUACAUGCCUGAUCAUUCAGCAGGGUGAUACUUUGGGAUUAAGGGCUGAUAGCAGUUAUGCUUUCCAUUUCUUCAUUGUCUUUUUGCUGAUGAUCCCUUUGUGUGUGUGUGUUAGUGCAAAGCAAAUACUGUGAAUGAUGUUUGCGUAUGUAGGCUGGGUGUGCGUAUGUUGCAGUGUGGAGAUGUUUAUUUGUUUUUUUUUUUGUUUUGUUUUUUGCGCGAGCGAUGGUGUCUGCUUCCAUUGGCACCAACUGGAGUAUAUAUGUGUAUGUGCUUAAUAAAUGUGGCUGGUAUGCAAUAUGUGCCAUCUUAUGCCAGUGCUUAUGAUUCAGCUGCUUCUUGUGCCAAUACUUUUACAUGUUUUGCUGCUAAACUCAUUUAGUAUCUUCUUAAACCAACCAUACAAUAGUGUGGGUACAUGACCAGAGUUUUUUUUUAAUAAUCUUUUUAUUAUGCUGACAUUGCAGUUCAUUUUGAACUGAUCAUUUUGAUUUUAGAGAAGAUUAAAAAGCUGACAGCUGUAAAUUAUCUUGGGUUUGUGAAUGAUUUUGUAUUUAUUUAUCCUGCUGUUUUCUGUUGUUCCCCUUUUGUAUAUAUUUUCCCAUUUAUUUUCUUCCAUUGGGAAAAAUGCAUUUGAGAGGUUCAGUUUUAGUUACAAAACAAUUAAAAUCUUUUAACUACUGUAAAUUUUGAGAUGAUUAUUUUUUGUUUGUGUCAGAGUGUUGCAUUUGGGCUGCAUUCUCUAAAGCUUUGCUAUUUACUCCUCUUUUUCAAGUGUAAUGCUGUUGGUUUUCCACUACUCUUUAAAAAUAAAACCGCUGAGCUGUG
This is a messenger RNA of Myxocyprinus asiaticus (Chinese sucker), 5015 nucleotides long. Its product is annotated as alpha-2B adrenergic receptor-like. The record is from RefSeq and is a predicted model, not a curated record. Gene Ontology annotation, cellular component: membrane. The coding region runs from base 1562 to 3097 and encodes 511 amino acids. Gene Ontology annotation, biological process: adenylate cyclase-activating adrenergic receptor signaling pathway. NCBI's taxonomy places the organism in Eukaryota, Metazoa, Chordata, Actinopteri, Cypriniformes, Catostomidae. The transcript has 2 exons. Gene Ontology annotation, molecular function: G protein-coupled receptor activity.